Messenger RNA from Triticum dicoccoides, 1629 nucleotides. RefSeq lists its product as uncharacterized. The coding region runs from base 1 to 1512 and encodes 503 amino acids. NCBI's taxonomy places the organism in Eukaryota, Viridiplantae, Streptophyta, Magnoliopsida, Poales, Poaceae. The record is from RefSeq and is a predicted model, not a curated record. The transcript has 6 exons.
AUGCCAACUUUUGGAAUUUGGGAUGGUUCAACCAACUUCAGGAGCCACUCCGAUCUAUCCUCUUCCUCGGAGAAUGGUCACGAGGUUCCUCGUUCUAACCCCCUUAACGGGUCAAACCGGAACGGUGUCCAUCAAGAGAAGGUGCAACUUCCUCCUUUCACGCCGGUGAACCUACUGGACCUCUCAGGACAUGUGAAUUUACACAUGAGAUGCAUACGAAGUGUUCAGUACAACUUGGAGGCCAUGCACGGUAAGCUCCUCAAGUCGGUUAUAGAGGCGUCUUCAGCAGGUGUGUUGGAUGAGGAUCGCUUUGUAGUUCCACCUCUGCGCCCUGCUCCGAGGUCAACUCCAUGCCAGCGGCUGCCUCCUUCUCUCAGCACGGCAGUUGUUCCUCGGCAACCGAUCAUUGAGCGCCAAGUUGAAUCGGAAUAUCUGCCGUCACCUUGUACCCACAUUCCACCCAAUGGAUUCUCGGCCUAUCCCCCUUUUGCUGGUCCUUGGUUUCCAAACAACGAGGACAUGUCUCAGACUUAUGGAGCUAGCAAUUACGUGCAUAACAUGAACUACUCGAUGCCUUUCGGAAUAGAUGCUUUCUCCAGCGGGGUGGCAUUCUAUCUAGCUAUGUGGGAUUUCCCUCAAUCACGUGGAACAGGCACAUACAUCCCCAGAACAGGUUGGAACAGGGACAAGUCGUGGAAUGAUAGGGGAAGGAUGCAAAGGCAGCGGCAAUCAGACCGGGGUUACGGAGAAGGGAGACCGGAUGUUGCCUCAAGCAAUGGGCAUGUUGCGGGCGCAAGCACAGCAGGACUAACAUUGACGAUGCGAGGUAACCCACACCAGGGUGCCUCUUCAAGCACAACCCCUUCAAGCAACAAUGAGCAGAGGUCUGAGAAUGGGUGGGUGGUGACACGGAUGCCGCCGAGGAUCACGAUUCCUCGUCAUGGCAGUGGCAGCCAUCCCUCUUCACCUGCUGUGGUGAUCACACCUGUCGUCACGGCGGAACAGCAUGGGAACUUGGAGUUCGGAACCAUGGGGCCUUUCUCAGUGGCUCGUCAAAACUCCGUGUUCGAUGAACAAUUCCCUGCUCUCCAAGAAACAACAAGGCAGGGACAACAAGGCCCACAGAGGAGCCCCAGGCCAGGCGCGGGUGCAACCCCCAGGAGCUGGCCUGCAGAAGCCUCUGGGUCAGCAAUGCAGAGCCCUAGACCCGGUGUGACUAUGAGCCAAAGCUGGCCCAACCUGCCGGCACAUAGCCCCAUGCCUGUUGUGCGUACAAUCCAGAGCUGGCCCCACGUGCCAUCCCCCAGGCCUGGUGUGGGUGCGGCCCAAAACGGGCCCGUAGGAUCCCCCGCUGCCUCCACAUCGCAGAGCCCUCGGCCCGGUACCAGUGCGGCCGAAAACAGGGCUGCCGGGCCUUACCAGCUGCAAGACGAUGCUGACUUCCCUCCCCUGGCGACCGAGAACCCGUACGAUGCUGACUUCCCUCCUCUCCAAGUUGCGGCCCGCCGCUGACAUGACGCUCGCAGUCGCGGCACAUGGUAGAGUUGAGAUGACAUACAACUAAUCGUGACGGUGCAAGGGGAGAGCUUAACUUCAUGACUUGGUUGAGGGGAUGGUGUGCUCGAGGAG